UCUCGUGUACGAGCGCUAGAGGGACAGUACCCUUCGCCGUGGGUGUGAGUUUAAAUAGUCCAGCCAGCAAAGCUACAGCUGCAUCUACUCGAGGUUAUGCCACGGAGUACCUGAAACUCAGUCCUUCGAAUGACAUCGACAGUUAAGAAAUUGUCUCCUCGGGAAAUGGAUCUAAUGAAGAUAAGUCGUCAGACGGAUGACCUUAAGCAGCCGAAUGGCUUCAAAGAUAAAGAUCCAGACUGCCAAAAUGGUUCGGAGAUGGAGGAAGAACCUUUGCUCCGAGAAAACCCCAGGCGGUUUGUCAUCUUCCCCAUUCAGUACCCCGUCAUCUGGAAGAUGUACAAGCAGGCACAAGCCUCUUUCUGGACGGUGGAGGAGGUGGAUCUAUCCAAAGACCUGGCACACUGGGACCGUUUGAAACCUGAAGAGAAACACUUCAUCUCCCAUGUCCUUGCUUUCUUUGCUGCCAGUGAUGGUAUCGUCAACGAGAACUUGGUGCAGAGGUUCACCCAGGAGGUGCAGGUCCCUGAAGCACGCUCCUUCUACAGUUUCCAGAUCCUCAUAGAGACUGUUCACUCAGAGAUGUAUAGCAUGCUCAUCAACACUUACAUUAGGGACCUGAAGGAGAGGGACUAUUUGUUUAACGCCAUUCAGACCAUGCCUUGUGUGAAACGAAAAGCAGACUGGGCCCUACAGUGGAUAAAUGACAGCAAAUCCACAUUUGGGGAAAGAAUUGUAGCUUUUGCAGCUGUGGAGGGAAUCUUCUUCUCUGGCUCAUUCGCUGCCAUCUAUUGGCUCAAGAAGAGAGGCCUAAUGCCUGGGCUUACCUAUUCCAAUGAGCUGAUUAGCAGGGAUGAGGGCCUGCACUGCACCUUUGCCUGCCUGCUGUAUAGCUACCUGGUAAAAAAGCCAUCAGAGGACAGGGUGAAGGACAUCAUCGCCAAAGCUGUUAGCAUUGAGCAGGAGUUUUUGACAGAGGCCUUGCCAGCGGAUCUCAUUGGAAUCAACUGCUGUCUGAUGAAACAGUACAUCGAGUUUGUGGCUGACCGACUUCUCACUGACCUUGGACUGGCUAAGGUUUACCAAGCGGAGAAUCCAUUCGACUUCAUGGAGUCCAUUUCACUAGAGGGGAAAACAAACUUCUUUGAGAAACGAGUAGGAGAGUAUCAGAGAUUUGGAGUUAUGUCGAGCACGAAAGACUGUGAAUUCACACUGGAUGCAGACUUCUGAAACUGAGAUGACAUUCUGUGACACACUUGUUACCUUUGACCUAUUAAUUUAUUUGUUUUAUGAAGUAGUUGGGGAAAAAAAUAACAACAACAUGUUAAACCUACAUUUGUCGGGGGGGCUGAGAAUUACACUUGGAGUUAAUUAACAGCCAGUAUAUUGGAAUAACGUGAAGCCCUGUUAAUGGCUAUUUCUGACCUUGCCACAGUGCAGAACAGGAAUACAUGAGGCCAGUUUUAGUUCAAUAUAGAUAAUCAGUCAGUUUACAAGGAGUAAACUAUUUUGUACCUCAUUUGACACUUGGAAGAUGGUAAAUAUCUAGAUUAUUAUUUAUUUAGUCUGCGGUACUGGUUUCUUGCUUCUAUGGUGAAAUGUUUUAACAUUUUGUCAUUUUUGAUGUACAAUAAAAUGUUUUGUAAAAUGAAAGUAAUUUGUUAUAAUUACUUUGUGAGGA
Molecule: messenger RNA, 1681 nt
Organism: Xiphias gladius (swordfish)
Lineage: Eukaryota; Metazoa; Chordata; Actinopteri; Istiophoriformes; Xiphiidae
Gene: rrm2b
Product: ribonucleotide reductase M2 b
Exons: 9
Coding region: 130-1230 (366 amino acids)
Biological process (GO): deoxyribonucleotide biosynthetic process
Cellular component (GO): cytosol
Molecular function (GO): ribonucleoside-diphosphate reductase activity, thioredoxin disulfide as acceptor
Source: RefSeq, a predicted model, not a curated record